AAAUAUUUUACACAGCAAUCAUCUGAACGGUUUAUCAUUCCCUGUGCCAUCGACGCUAUGACAAAUUCAACGGAAACAGGAAUAACCGGAAUGCAAGUAGCAGAGUAUACUUUUUUCACCAUCAUAUUUAUGAUUGCUGUCACCGGAAACACGCUGGUCUGCUUGGUGAUUUUUCAAACUCCGCGCAUGCGUACCACUCGUAACUACCUCCUGGUGAAUCUAGCGGUGUCCGAUCUCAUGGUAGCAUUGUUUUGUAUCCCCUUCGAUGUGGUAUUGAAAGUGACGCAACCUGUCUGGCCUCUUGGCUCUGCUAUGUGCAAAGUGUUAUGGCCGGCUAUGACUCUCUUUACAAAUUGCUCCGCUGCAACACUUGCUGGCAUUAGCUAUGACAGGUGAGUGUUAAAGUACUCUUGGCAAUUUGCAGACUUUCCUAGGGUUUCAUACCCUGGAGGGGACAGGUAGCGAAGCCCUCCCCUUCGUGGGAGGCUAACACACUCCACAUCAGUCUUUAUCACAGAGCCUAAAUUUCUCUUGUUUAGCGGAACAGAGACGAAGAGCUCCUCUAUAAGCGCGCGUUUAUCAACGCGCGCUUAUAGAGGACCAGAUUCUAGGACUAAGAGUACCUUUGUUCUCUCACGCACUUUAAAUACCCUAAUGAAGCGCACCGUAGGUCUCAGGUUUGUCAGUCAAAUGACAACUGUUACGAGCUACCGACGUAAAAUAAGGACCUUGAACCUUUUAAUUACCUUGAUGUGCAGUUAAGCCGGAAGUUCAAAGAUUCGGAACGCUUUGUCCCAGAGACCCUCUGGUCAUCAUUAUCAUCAUCAUCAGCAUCAUCAUCAUCAUCAUCGUCAACAUCGUCAUCUACAUCGUCAUCACCAUCACCGCCAUCAUUGUUAUCAUCAUCAUCAUCGUCGUCAUCUACAUCGUCAUCACCAUCACCGCCAUCAUUGUUAUCAUCAUCAUCAUCGUCGUCAUCUACAUCGUCAUCACCAUCACCGCCAUCAUUGUUAUCAUCAUCAUCAUCAUCGUCAUCUACAUCGUCAUCACCAUCACCGCCAUCAUUGUUAUCAUCAUCAUCAUCGUCGUCAUCAUCGUCAUCAUCAUCAUAAUCAUUGCCACUUGCGUAUGCGUACCAGUAGGCACAUAAGGCUGCGAGUUCAGGCCCCACCCAGAUCGCUAGCUGAAUCUGAUUCUCGGUAGCCCCGAGUUUCAAACCUUUACUUGACAAUACUUGUAAAUAGCGAGCUUCUUUGUCUCAGGCCAGUUGACAUUGUCAGCAUUGAUAUGUUUAUUGGAAGUAUUUGUUUCACAUAUUUCUCAAUCUCAUGGACCUUUGUGCUAUAGACAUUUCCUAGCGUAAAUAUGGUUGGUUUUAACAUUAAUUCGCUGAGAAGACCCUUGUUUGUUUUUACUAAUAAGGUACCGCGCUGUAAUUCACCCGUGGAAGCCGCGCUUCACCACAGUUCAAACUGCUGUAAUCAUAAGCACUACAUGGCUCUUGUCCCUGAUUCUCGUUCUUCCAUAUGUCCUCGCGCUGAAGAUGAAAGAUGGCUCCUGCGUAGAAGACUGGCCUGUGCCAUUUGCCGUUAAACUGUACACCAUGGGCCUGUUUAUCUUUCAGUACACUCUUCCGCUGGUGAUCAUCGGCUUAGCGUACACGAUGGUCGCUCUAAAGCUACGCGAGCAGGCUUCUCGCAUAGCGAAAAACCGAAAGAUAAGUGGCAUCUCCGACAGUGCUUACAGUAAAGCUAAGAAUUCCUUCAACAAGUACAGCGAAGCUGCGCAAACCGAUGAAAGUGAGCUACCGUCAAACGAACACACGGCCGUUUACACUCAAAAUCCAACCGCGACCAAACGCCUGGAGAACUCCCAGAAAGAACACACUUCCAGCGCCCGACAAGAGGAGAAACGCCUCCACCGCAACACUAAGAUUGUACAAAUGUUGGUGGCCGUUGUCUUAUCUUACGCCAUCUGCCUUCUGCCCAACCAAGUGGUGUGGUUAUGGUACGAGUUUGGUUCAGGUUCGAAGUGGGUUCAUUUGAACACAUUUCUUACUUUUGGAAGCAUUAUGGUUUAUGUCAAUAGCUGUGUGAACCCGCUUCUGUACGCCGGUAUGAAUGAUGAAUUUAGGAAGGGUUUUGUUAAAAUUCUAAAGUGUCGAAGCAAGAUUUUUCGUCCCUACAUUCCAUAG
Molecule: messenger RNA, 2194 nt
Organism: Porites lobata
Lineage: Eukaryota; Metazoa; Cnidaria; Anthozoa; Scleractinia; Poritidae
Source: the annotation of a GenBank genome assembly